Molecule: messenger RNA, 915 nt
Organism: Pieris macdunnoughi
Lineage: Eukaryota; Metazoa; Arthropoda; Insecta; Lepidoptera; Pieridae
Source: the annotation of a GenBank genome assembly
AUGAGGUCGCUGGCUAUUACGUUAUGGGUGGCAGUAGCCAUCGCAGUUGCCGUUGCGGUGCCCGUCAAGGAAACUGAAGCUGAAGUAUCAAGAGAAAAAAGAUCACCAUUUGGAUGGCAUUCCGAACCCGAGGGUGUAUGGGAGAAGAAACUUAUAUGGCGCGAAGACUGGAAAAAGACGUGGAAGAAGGAAGCCAAGGUUGAAUGGAAGAUUGAACACGUGAAGGAGAAAAUACCAGCUUGGAAAACGGAAAAGGUCCAACAAUGGCGAGAAGAACAAGUGCCCGCUUGGAAAAUUCAGAAAAAACCUAUCAUUAAGGAAAUUCAAGUGCCCAUUACUAAGGAGAUUAAAGUUCCGGAUUGGAAAAAGGUUUAUAAACCAAUUUGGCGUGAGAUCCAAGUUCCCGUGACAAAAACUAUCGAAGUUCCGGAAUGGAAGCAGAAUUACGUACCUGAAUGGGUCAAAGAGGGCGUGCCCGGAGAGAAAUAUUUAGGAAAAGAUCAUCAUGGCUGGGAAUACACCAGCCACGAUCUUUGGAGGAAGAAGUUAGUAUGGCGCCCUGUUUGGAAAAAAGUACAUAAAACCGUGCAGAAACAGGAAUGGGUAAAUAAGAAGACGCUUGAGUGGAAGGAAGAGUGGCAGCAGAUAUGGCGUAAAGAACACAAAACGGAAUGGGUAACACAGAAGAAGGAAGAGUGGGUUGAAGAGAAGGUUCAAGUGUGGAAAACAAUAAAGAAAGUCCAGUUAGUUCCAGUAAAGAAGCAGGUGUGGUUGGAAAAAACUAAAGAGGUCAAAGUCCCCGUGACACACUACGUUGACGUUCCCGUAUUCAAGAAAGUUUGGACUCCCGUGUGGAGAAAAGUGUGGGUCCCACAUGAACAUCACGAUCACCAUGAACACCAUGGAUGGGAUUAA